Molecule: messenger RNA, 1119 nt
Organism: Tinamus guttatus (white-throated tinamou)
Lineage: Eukaryota; Metazoa; Chordata; Aves; Tinamiformes; Tinamidae
Source: RefSeq, a predicted model, not a curated record
CUACCCCGCGUACUCCUCGUACAAGGCCGUGAAGACCAAGAACGUGAAGGAAUAUGUGAAGUGGAUGAUGUACUGGAUUGUCUUUGCCUUUUUCACCACAGCAGAAACGCUUACAGACAUUGUUCUUUCUUGGUUUCCCUUUUAUUUCGAGUUGAAAAUCGCAUUUGUGAUUUGGCUGCUGUCCCCUUACACCAAGGGCUCCAGUGUCCUCUACAGGAAGUUUGUGCACCCAACGCUCUCCAAUAAGGAGAAGGAAAUUGAUGAGUAUAUCACUCAGGCUCGUGACAAGAGCUAUGAAACCAUGAUGCGAGUUGGCAAGAGAGGGUUAAACCUGGCUGCCAAUGCAGCAGUUACUGCAGCUGCAAAGGGUCAGGGAGUUUUGUCUGAGAAGCUGCGAAGUUUCAGCAUGCAGGAUCUUACUCUGAUCCGCGAUGAGGAUACUGUGCAUUUGCGAAGCCACAAGCCACAGUUGCACCCCUCUACUGGGAGCCUCCUUGAAACCAUUGAGGAUUCAGCUUCCUGUUACUCCUCAGGAGAGGAGAGCAGUGUGGCACACAGAUCUAAUGGAAACCCAUCUGAGGCUAGAACAGACCCAUCAGAUGAAGAUGCAGGAGACAAACUGCCAAAACGUACCCAGAGCCUCAAAGCUUCAAAGAAGAUGUCAAAAACUGAGCUUCCAGUAAGAAGUGUGAAAGCUCGCCCCAAGAAGAAAGCUGCAGGCUCUGUUGCUUCUGUUGAGUCAUCCUAAGGAGACCUCCCCCUCCCCAGCAUCUGUCUCUGUCCCAGGAUUUGCCUGUCACCUUCGAGAGGAAGCUUCAAAGGAAGGGAGCUGAGAUUCAUGUACAUAACAGCUACUGCUUUGUAGAGCCCUUUCCAAGGCAAGGGGGAGGCUGAGAUUUAGAAUAUGAAUUAGAGGAUGCAUAUCCUCCGGAAUUUUCUCCUUUUCAUCUUUCUGUUGGAGGGGAUGCCAGUAUGUCUGUACAUAGUCUGUUGCUUUGGGAUUCCCUCUGUAUAAGCCUUGUUGGGGAGAAUCUUUGCUGGAAGAACUGACUAGGGUUAGAGACAUCCUUUGCAGAAAAGAUAUUAGACAUUGGAGUUCCACAGGGGUGGGUGGCUCCC